Hyposmocoma kahamanoa is the source of this 546-nucleotide messenger RNA. RefSeq lists its product as uncharacterized. The record is from RefSeq and is a predicted model, not a curated record. The transcript is spliced from 4 exons. Lineage: Eukaryota; Metazoa; Arthropoda; Insecta; Lepidoptera; Cosmopterigidae. The coding region runs from base 21 to 419 and encodes 132 amino acids.
AAUUGCGAUUGUGGUUCAUCAUGGACGCUUAUUACGUAUCUAUCUGCAUUUUACUUCUGUCAUGUGGUCUGACAAUUCAGAUGCAAGAAACAGAAGAAGUGGUCACAACGAACACCGGUUAUGUGGUUGAACCCCAACAGCAAAAUGCCACAGAACCGCCGCUGCCAGUUACGCCUGCCCCAGUUGUCAACUGUACAACAGGACGCGGUGCGCCCGGUCAGUGCGUUGAACGGCAGGCUUGCGACUACGGAACACCAGCAAUCGACUCCACGUUAUACGCACCGAGAGGCUACAGAAAAGUAUGCAAAGAAACUGAAGCGUGCUGCCCAUUGAAGUCGAUUGUAGUGGCGACGGCGGCGCCGCAGCAGAUUAACAAUAUGCAAGACGAUAGCACAUUUGAUUUUGACGCUGAUGACUAAUAUAAUUGAUAUUAAAAUUCUCUUAAGAUGUAUAUAAUGUUAAUUUCUUAAGAUUUCUUAAUGUUAUAAAUCAGUAUAUUUUUAUAAAAUCAUAUCAAGUCAGUUAAUUACUAUUUUACAUGUUUGG